CUGGGCUCCAUCCGAGCUCUCGAAGACACUCCUGAGUCGUGCCUCUGCUGCCCACCAUCUCACGUGCUCUAUACAUCGCUCAGAAUCGGGCCAAAGGAUCUUCCUGGCCUCAACAAAACGAUCCAUCUCGCGCGAAGCCAAAAAGUCGGUUCCAUCAGGCCAAAGCUCGAAUCAAUCUGACUCUUGACUCUCGCGCUGCUCCCUCCCGCGAGGUCGACCAGACACAUUGAAAGCUACACCGGGAUCUGAUACGGCAACAUGGCAGGUGUUGGACAGACCUGGUCGUCGCAACCAUAUGUGGACCAUAUCAGUGCUCCGCCUCAAGGGCACGCGGCAGACGCAUUCGAGGAUGCCAGACAGAGGACGCAACAACCCAUCGUGACCGGUACAUCCAUCCUCGGCAUCAAGUGGUCAGGAGGAGUGAUGCUCGCAUCGGACACUUUAGCUUCUUACGGCUCCCUCGCUAGGUUCAUGGAUAUUCGUAGACUGGUAGAGGUCAAGGAGAGCAAGGCCGUCAUUGGCGCUAGCGGCGACAUGGCGGACUUCCAGUAUAUUCUGCACGAGAUUGAAAAGACUGGACUUCGUGAAUCGACAGCAGGAGACUCGCACAACCUGACUCCCUCGCAGCUCUACGCUUGGCUCACGAGGUUGAUGUAUGCUCGUCGAAGCAAGAUCGACCCGCUUUGGAACAGUCUGGUGGUGGGAGGACUGGAACCGAGCACUGGCGCUCCUUUCCUCGGAUACGUCGACCUUCUCGGUGUGACAUACACAGCCAGCACCAUUGCUACUGGAUUUGGUGCGCAUCUGGCACAACCUCUACUCAGGAAGGCUGUGGAAGGAAGAGAGUCUACCUUGGAUGAGGCUGAAGCCAGGAGCAUCUUGGAGAGCUGCAUGAAGGUCCUUUUCUAUCGUGAUGCCAGAUCUCUCAACCGCUUUCAAAUUGCCACAGUGACCAAGCAAGGUGUACACAUCGGAGAACCCAAGAGUGUAGAGACGGACUGGAGCUUUGCCGAAGGCCUUAGAGGCUACGGUCCCCAAACUCAGUGAUUGCGCGCUCUAAAGAAGCACUAUGCGCUCAUGAUAUGAUUUGACAUCGUACGCAAACAGUCCGAAGCGAAGACACUUGCCCAGCGAACCUGAUGAGUCGGCGUGAUUGCUCAGGCUCGGAUCAGAGCAAUAGCCAGCCUUAAGAGGGGUCAGCUCAUUCGAUUGAUUGCA
Messenger RNA from Ceraceosorus guamensis, 1218 nucleotides. Its product is annotated as proteasome endopeptidase complex, beta subunit. The transcript has 5 exons. Lineage: Eukaryota; Fungi; Basidiomycota; Exobasidiomycetes; Ceraceosorales; Ceraceosoraceae. The record is from RefSeq and is a predicted model, not a curated record. Gene Ontology annotation, cellular component: proteasome core complex. The coding region runs from base 259 to 1047 and encodes 262 amino acids.